GGUAAUAGGAUGAAGCUCGAGAGGAAAGAGCACAAAUAGACGUUGUCAGGUCAACGUACUGUCGAGACAGAGCUGAGUGGAGAAACACCUUCAGUAACCUGCUGAUUGAGUUUUUUUUUUAACCUUCGAAGACACCGAGCUCAAGAAUGAAGCUCCUGCUUGGUUUGGCUGUUCUGUUGGGGACCCUGGGGGUCCUUUAUUCAGCCCUAGAGGACCAACCCACAGGCAUCUCAGAGGACACCUUAAAACAGUUGUCCCUGGAUGGGGAGAAACUGGUGGAUGAGGAGGUGAGGAGAGCUCUGUACGGGGUGAAGCAGAUGAAGGAGGUGAUGUGGAGCAACGAGCAGAAGCACGAACACCUCAUGAAGUCCCUCCGACACAGCAGCGACAAGAAGAAGGGAGCAGACCAGCUGGCGAAGGAGGUGACGGAGAAGCUGGAGGAAGCUGAGGAGCAGUGUAAAAACUCCCUGCAGUCAGAGUGGGAGGCGUGCAGACCCUGUCUGGAGGACGCAUGUAAAACCUUCUACACCUCCACCUGCCGCAGGGGGUUUGGCACCUUCCACGCCAAGGUGGGGAACUUCUUCCGCAGAGUGUCCAGGCGCUUUGGCCCCCGGGAGCCUAGCAUGGAUGCAGGGGACAUCCUGGUGAAUCAGGGCCCUGAAAACACCGACACUGAUGUCGACCGCAUCGAGGAUUCCUUCAACCGCCUGACCGGCAGGGUGGGCAUGCUGGUGAGCCGCAGCGUCGCCCUGGUCUCCAGGAUGAGCAGCAGGCUGGACAAAGUCCUCCAGAGGGCUUUCCUGAACGACUCCGACAUCCUGACGGAGGAGACCCCCUCCGCUGACCCCUACGACCCCAGCCAGGACUCAGGCUUCCUGCAGGGCGUGGGACUGGACGAGGUGCUGGACUCCUUCUUUGACUUCGGCAAGAGUGUGGUGGAGGAGUUCGGAGCUGUGGUGACCCAGGUGUUUGAUGACGUCCACGAGGCAGUGGAGGAAGAGAAGAAGAAAGCGAGGGUAAGUUUCCCCCGUUUCCUGCAGAACAAGAAGUUGUGCCGAGACCUUCGCAAACAGACCUCAGAGUGCUGGCAGCUGCAGAGCCAGUGUGAGGCCUGCCAGGGAGCUCUGCUCACAGAGUGCCCCAGUGUUCGGGAGCUGCAUGUGGAGCUGGAUGAGGUCUCCCAGCUGCUGGACGUGUCCAAAGAGCAGUACGACGAGAUCUUGUCUAUCGUCCAGCGCCACACUGAUGAAACCGUCAACUGGCUCAGCAACAUGGCGGCUGAGUUCAGCUGGGUGGCUCAGGCUGUGAGCAACAGCAGCACUGUUGGAAACAUCUUCCGUAUCAGCAUGGUGGCACCAAAGAUCCACGACGAACAGAACGCAUCUGUGACUGAGACCAGAGUGGAGGUGAGCAUCCUGAACUCUCCCCCACUUCUCCUCUCUGUUCCUGGGGAGCUGGAGCUGAGGGAUCCGGCCUUCAUCCAGUAUGUGGCCCAGGAGGCUCUGAACAAGUACAAGGAGAUAGUGAGGAAUGAGGAGGAUGAGUAAAACUACUGCGUCUCCUUUUCUAAACUUCUACCAGCACCUUCUCUGUGAACAGAACUAGCUUGUGUUCCUGUAUAGUAGUAGGCAUAAUCUUGUUGAAUUGUAAAUACACUACGAAUGAACCGUGUCUAUCAUCGCUAUUUAUUGAAUGUAAGAAAAGAAGAAAAUGUAUGUCGUUACCUGUUGUCAAAUGGUGUACAUGAAUAAAAAGAAAUAAAAUGCAAAA
Messenger RNA from Sebastes umbrosus (honeycomb rockfish), 1770 nucleotides. RefSeq names its product clusterin-like 1 (retinal) (gene clul1). The record is from RefSeq and is a predicted model, not a curated record. The transcript has 9 exons. The coding region runs from base 147 to 1547 and encodes 466 amino acids. Lineage: Eukaryota; Metazoa; Chordata; Actinopteri; Perciformes; Sebastidae.